This is a messenger RNA of Epinephelus lanceolatus (giant grouper), 2692 nucleotides long. RefSeq names its product prokineticin receptor 1a (gene prokr1a). Gene Ontology annotation, cellular component: plasma membrane. Gene Ontology annotation, biological process: neuropeptide signaling pathway. The record is from RefSeq and is a predicted model, not a curated record. NCBI's taxonomy places the organism in Eukaryota, Metazoa, Chordata, Actinopteri, Perciformes, Serranidae. Gene Ontology annotation, molecular function: neuropeptide receptor activity.
UGUCAGUCGGUGGAUCAGAGCGCGCGGAGGAGAAGCAGCUUCAGACACUCCUACCUGAGCAUGUUGACCUGAUUCAAGAUGGACGACCCGACCAACAGCAGUGUGGCUCUAACAGACUACUUCCUGGCUAGUGACGGCCUGGACUACGAGAUUCCUCUGGACGAGAUCCCGGACACCACGCAGGGCCGGGCCUUCUUUGUAGCCAUGAUCGUCAUCGCAGUGGUCCUGGUGGGUAUCAUGUUGGUCUGUGGCGUUGGAAACUGUCUGUUCAUCGCCAGCCUCGCCCGCUACAAGCAGCUCCGCAACCUGACCAACCUGCUAAUCGCCAACCUGGCCGUGUCCGACGUGCUGGUGGCGGUGGUGUGCUGUCCCUUCCUGCUAGACUACUACGUGGUGAAGCAGCUGUCAUGGGAUCACGGCCUGCUACUCUGCGCCUCCACCAACUACCUGCGCACCGUCUCUCUCUACGUGUCCACCAACGCCCUGCUGGCCAUCGCUGUGGACAGGUACAUGGCCAUUCUCUACCCUCUGAGGCCUCGUAUGAAGCACCAGACGGCGUACUGCGUGAUCCUGACGGUCUGGAUCGUCCCCAUCUUCAUCUCCAUCCCCUCGGCCUACAUGGCCUCUGAGACCAAGUACCCACAUGUGGAAGGUCGCACCCACAAGACCUUCUGUGCUCAGAUCUGGCCCGUGGACCAGCAGAUCUACUACCGCUCCUACUUUCUCCUCAUCUUCGCUCUGGAGUUCAUGGGCCCGGUGAUCGUCAUGGCCGUCUGCUACGUCCAGAUCUCCAGGGAGCUGUGGUUUAAGAACGUUCCAGGUUUCCAGACGGAGCAGAUCCGGAAGAGGCUUCAGAGGCGUCGGAGGACGGUGGUGGUGCUGAUUUUGGUGCUAGUCGCCUACGUCCUGUGCUGGGCGCCAUACUAUGGCUUCGCCCUGCUGCGGGACUUUUACCCCACCCUCAUAUCCAGGGACAAGAACUCCCUGGUGGUCUUCUACAUCAUCGAGUGCAUCGCCAUGAGCAACGGGGUCAUCAACACCUUCUGCUUCAUGAGUGUCCGAAACAACACCAAGCGCCUGAAGAAGGCGGGCAAGUUCCCGCUGAGGCUGAUGACCUUUGUGACCGCCAAGUCGGUGGAUGAAGGGGAGGCACGCACCUCCUCUCUGCGAGUGACAGAGGAUGCGGAGGGAGCUCGGUUGAAGUAGAGGUCAAACAUCUGACAGCUCAAACAGCAUGCUGGAUCUCCUGCAGCUCAAACUUUCAGAACCACAUCAACAAGGCACAAAAUGGGAAAUCUCAACCCGUAUUAUGGCAAGAUGGCGGCUUUGUCAAUGUGUGUAACGGACAUAGUUCAUCAUUUGAAGCCGAAAACAGUGGAAUCAUAUUUGUAGCUCUGUUUCUGAAAAGCUGGACAGUUUGUAGAAAUGCUGGAUGUAAACGUUGGUUCACCUCGAGCAGAGAUGUUCUGAUCGUGGGUAGAUAAUAAACAAAGGUUUGAUGAAGAACAUAUCUGGAAGAUACAGACUGCUGCUAGACAACAAGUAAAAAUGUUUGUAUUCCUUCCAUAAGGUCUGGUGUCUUUCAUGGAGACACAAGCACACCUGCUGUUUUUGUUCAUGUUAGUGCAAAAUGCAAAAGAUACUGGUUGACGUGGAAUAUAAACCUGAGGGUGUGCUGAGUAAUAAAUACACUUUUCAGUAGGGCUGGGCGAUCAUACGAUCUCAAUUCGGGAUCAUGAUAAAAUUUUGAUCAAUCUCAAUUAUCAGCAUGGGACGUUUUGAAUCAAUAUCAUAAGGCAAAAGUAAGCGCAACAACAGCAUAUCAGAGUCUGCCGGCUACUGUAUGCCAUGCAGGCAGGAUACGCCCACUUCUCAUUGUAAGCGUGGCUACAGUUGUGACGGGAGGUAAACAGAGAGAGAAGUUGGAAAAAGGAGAAAAAAUGAGUGACUGAAGUCGAGGAUGGCAAAAAUAAUGCAGAACGUGAAAGCGACAUCACUAUAUUAUCCGGAACCGAAGAUAUUGUUGAAAAAAAAGAGAUAAAGCGACGUCAGUUGUGUGGAAGUGGUUUGGAUAACGUUACCUCAAAAGUGAUGAGGAGCAGAUGAAGCUGGUCUGCAAAAUAUGCCGGCGGUUGGUACCAACCAGGUCGGGAAACACCACAAACCUUCCCAAUCACCUGAGACGGCACCAUCCCAGUGACCACACAGAGAGUCUAACUAUGUGGCCUCAAGUUGCCCCGACUCCACACACACACAGCUUAGCAAGACCCCUUCAUCUGCUGUUAGCGUCGCUAGCGGCAGCUUAGCAAAACAAUAGUCUAUCCAGUCGUGUUUGGCAGCCAUUACCCCAUAUGAGAAGCAUUCAAAGCGGUAAGUUUAUAUACAGUGUUUCCAUAAGUUAAAGCUUUUAUUUGACAUUGCUUCUCGUUCUUUGAGUUUACAUAUGGCUAAAGGGGAAAAAAAAAACAACCGUAAACGGACAGCAUGAUUAGUGUUGCGUUCAAGGUCCCCCCCAAAAAAGGGAGUAAAAAAUGGCCGAAUAUUCAAUUUUUUUUCCUCAGUCGAAUCCCGUGUCAUCCAACGAAGCUUCGAAGCUUCGAAUUUUUUGGGUCACCCCUAAUGCCGCAUUCAUUUGGCAAUCCAGGCUGGUCAUUCCUUGUCGGAUUUAUAUGACUGUAUGACACGUCUGAUC